AUGAAACGACUGACAACAUUUCGAAGUCAAUUUGAUUUUCAAUCGAUACGAUGGAAAGAUAUGAUUCGAUGGUUUCCUGGUCAUAUGCAUAAAGGUAUGAAAGAUCUUGAAGAAUCAUUAUUACGUAUUGAUGGUAUCGUUGAACUACAUGAUGCACGUAUUCCACAUUCUGGUCGUAAUCCUGAAUUAUAUAAACGAUUAGUUGGUGGUCAUAAACCACAUGUACUUAUACUUAAUAAAUCUGAUUUAGCUGAUCCAAAUUAUUUAAAUAAAUCCAUUGAAUAUAUUCAAAUUGAACAACCAAAUACACAAGUUAUACAUACAAAUUUAAUGUCAAUUGAAUUAAAAGAAUUAACAAAUAUAUUUGGUCGUCUUCUUCAACAAAUAGUUGAAUCACCACGUUAUACAAGAAGUUCAACAUUGGAAUAUAAUAUUGUUGUUUGUGGAAUACCAAAUGUCGGCAAAUCAACAUUUAUUAAUAAACUUCGUAAUUUAUUUGUAAAUAAACGAAGUUGUGAACAAGUUGGUGCAAAUCCUGGUGUAACACGAACAAUGAGUGAAAAAGUUAAAAUAUCAAAUCGACCUAAAGUAUUUGUACGUGAUACACCUGGUAUACUUGAACCACGUUUAAAAUCAGCUAAUGAAAGUUUUCGUUUACUUUUAACAAAUUCUAUACCAAUACAACAACGUGAAUUAUCAGAUAUAAUUGCUGAUUAUUGUUUAUUUUUAUUAAAUAAAUAUGAUAAACAACGUUUAUAUAUGAAAUAUUGUGAACUUGAUAGACCAACUGAUGAUAUAUUAACUGUUUUAACUGCAAUAGCAAAAUUAAAACAUUGUACACAAGUAUAUGGAAAUAAACGUGGAUAUGAUUUAACAGGUGCAGCUUUACAUUUUAUACAUGAAAUUAGUAAAGGUACAUUUGGACAAAUAACAUUUGAUCAAGAUAUUCUUGAUGAAAUGGAAAAAGAAAAAUCGAAUGAUACAAAUUUGUUUAGAACUAAUACUGGUCGAAUAAAAAAAUCAAUCUAA
Rotaria sordida is the source of this 1029-nucleotide messenger RNA. The record is from the annotation of a GenBank genome assembly. Lineage: Eukaryota; Metazoa; Rotifera; Eurotatoria; Philodinida; Philodinidae.